AAACGUCUGAAGGCUCUGUAGCUGUUCUGAUAUAUCAGUGCAACAGCUGAUCCCAGAGCACCUGUGCAGAGCUGCCCGUGAGUUGUUUGACCGAAUUGUCAAACUUUUGCAUUUUGAUGGGUCACUACAGAAGAUUGUGAUCCAAUGCGAUCUUCCUGGUCUGAUUAGAAACGCAAAUAUGACCAUACAAUUUGUUUUGCUGGUUAAUAAACAAGGCCAGACACGGCUUGCAAAGUAUACCGAUCAGAGCUUGUCAGUGGAGGAAAGAAGAGCUUUGGAGGGCGAGAUUGUCAGGAAGUGCUUGGCUAGAUCUGAGAAGCAGUGUUCAUUCACACAGCAAAGGAACUUCAAGGUUGUAUACAGGAGAUAUGCCUCUCUCUUCUUCAUCGUGGGGAUUGACAAUGAAGAGAACGAGCUUGCGAUUCUGGAGUUCAUCCACUGUCUGGUGGAGACUCUCGACCGGUACUUCAGCAAUGUCUGCGAACUGGAUCUGAUGUUCAACCUUGAGAUGGCGCACUUCAUCGUGGAUGAGAUGCUCAUGAAUGGCUGCAUAGUGGAGACCAACAAGCAGAAUAUUCUGGCUCCCAUCCAGCUUCUAGAGAAGGCUGCCUGAAAUUUAAAAAAGCAGGGCACUCAGUACUUUGCACAAUGCACUAAUGCGGCAAAGGGCAGCUUUAUGCAUAUGGCAUGAUUGUGACAAGUGCACUGAUUGCAAUGUCUUCUGCUCGGCACCGCUUAAAGCACUAGUGCAAUUGUGUCACUUUAUUACAGGGCUAUUGUGAAAUCCUUAUCUGAAUCAAAAGGAUGCUAACCCUCAGGGCUCGAACAAUGCGUAUAUUUUAUGGUGUGGCAAUGGUCCUCGGUUAGGAGUCACAUCUCCCAUUGAGAAGUUCAGUCCAAGUACGGGUAAAUGGUCAUCAGGCCUAUUGCAGGUAAUGUUUCUGAUACAGCGCUCUAGCUGGAACCAUAAAUACAAGGAAAGGCUCAACAGGAAGACUCGACAUCACCACCGCACAGGUCUUGAAGUAAUUACGACUCCACUC
Messenger RNA from Coccomyxa subellipsoidea C-169, 1043 nucleotides. RefSeq names its product Adaptor protein complex sigma subunit. The coding region runs from base 179 to 613 and encodes 144 amino acids. The transcript is spliced from 4 exons. The record is from RefSeq and is a predicted model, not a curated record. Gene Ontology annotation, biological process: vesicle-mediated transport; protein transport. Gene Ontology annotation, cellular component: intracellular membrane-bounded organelle. Lineage: Eukaryota; Viridiplantae; Chlorophyta; Trebouxiophyceae; Coccomyxaceae.